This is a messenger RNA of Anoplopoma fimbria (sablefish), 1793 nucleotides long. It is a transcript of the gene spag7, whose product is annotated as sperm associated antigen 7. Gene Ontology annotation, molecular function: nucleic acid binding. The record is from RefSeq and is a predicted model, not a curated record. NCBI's taxonomy places the organism in Eukaryota, Metazoa, Chordata, Actinopteri, Perciformes, Anoplopomatidae. The transcript is spliced from 7 exons. Bases 84 to 776 code for a protein of 230 amino acids.
CUCGGGACAUCUGCGCAUGCGCGGCUCCAUACAGCUGCAGCCAACAACAACAGUCUGCACGGCGGCUCCCCCCUCAUUCCAAGAUGGCGGACCUCCUGGGCUCAAUCUUAAACUCGAUGGAAAAGCCUCCGACAGUCGGCGACCAGGAAAGCCGACGAAAGGCUCGAGAGCAAGCAGCAAGACUCAAGAAGAUGGAGGAACAGGAGAAAAGAAAGAAAGCAGAGUUCAGGAAAAAAAUGGAGAAAGAAGUGUCGGAUUUCAUUCAAGACAGUGCACAACAGAAACGAAAAUACAAUCCUAUGGGGAAGAUUGAAAGGAGCAUAUUACAUGAUGUUGCAGAGGUGGCUGGUCUGACUUCUUUUUCUUUCGGGGAGGACGAGGAGAGCCGUUAUGUCAUGCUUUUCAAGAAGGAGUUUGCUCCGUUAGAUGAGGAGCUGGAAGCUUAUCGCAAAGGAGAGGAGUGGGAUCCCCAACUGGCAGAGCAACGGCGCAGACUAAAAGAAAAGGCUGCAUUGGAAGAAACAGAAUCCAGUAAGACAAAGAAGCCAGAAACGUGUCCCAACUCCAACUACAGAGACAAGUACAGUCACCUGAUCGGCACCUCAGCUGCAAAGGAUGCAGCACAUACACUAGAGGCCAACAGCACUUAUGGCUGCGUGCCGGUGGCCAAUAAGAGGGACACUCGCUCCAUAGAGGAAGCCAUGAAUGAAAUCAGAGCGAAGAAGCGGCAGAAGCAAGAGGACGACUCAGGGGCAAACAACAGCAGCACCUCUUGAGUCUCCACCAUAUUUGCUCUCAUCUGCUGUGUGCAGGUGUUUGGCUGUGUGCAGGUGUUUGGCUGUGUGUGUGUGUGUGUGUGUGUGUGUGUGUGUGUGUGUGUGUGUGGGUGUGGCAGCGUCAGUGUGUGUCCACACGGUGUAAUUCAUCCUAUAAUGCAAUAUCUUGUACUUCAGGCAUUUGAGAAGUAUAACUCAAAUGACGAGCCUUCAGUCCAGUGUAUAUACCACUGUCCGUCUUAGACUGUGUUGAAAUCAUGAAAUCCUGUUUAGUGGAGGAUGCUCAGAUAGGCUGAUCCAGGAGGUGGAUUUCCAUUAGGUUUAACAUUUGCUUGUGACGCCAAUUAUCAACCUGCUCACACACAUGGUUGGACCCUUUACAGUAUGAGAAACCUGUUUUGAGUAAAAAACAAUGUGUCUGGGUGUUUAGCUACUCAAAAACAACUCGACAUCUUCAUACAUCAUUUUAAAGGACAUGUUUUGGCAAUGAUUGACAGGUUUGAUACAGAUGUUUAUUUGCUGUCCUAAGUGACAUUUUAAUUAGGAAAAUUGAAAAAAGAAUGUAGGCAAUCAUGGCUGAAAAGUCAGAGUUCCAAAUAUCCAGUGUAGCUUUUAAAAGGGAAACAGGAAUGCUGUCUGAUGACCAGCUUUUGGGUACAUUUUGGGGGGUUCUAUCUCGGUCUCAACCUGUUUCAGAUCUUUGUAAUGUUGGAAGCAUGCCAUUUCCUCCAUUUUCAAGAGGAAUCUCAUUUUAGAAAAUGCUGUUUUGUGGGUUUUAGGAAUAUUUGAUUAAGUCUGAGAUUAUCUUUGUUUCAAUGCAUCUGAAUUAAACUGAUUCUCCACUCUAAAUGUUUUAAUAAGAAGCCCUUUUAUGGCUGGCAAUAUGUAGGGAACAGGAAUACUAGACUCAUUUUAGGAAUAUUGGUCGCAUCUUUUUUUGUUUGUAAAUUUGUAGGCAUCUUGGUGUCAUUUUAAUAUUGUUGCACUGUUAAAUUCCCCCAUGUGUGUUAAUAAAUG